This is a messenger RNA of Zalophus californianus (California sea lion), 1770 nucleotides long. RefSeq names its product MANSC domain containing 4 (gene MANSC4). The record is from RefSeq and is a predicted model, not a curated record. The transcript has 3 exons. The coding region runs from base 33 to 1070 and encodes 345 amino acids. NCBI's taxonomy places the organism in Eukaryota, Metazoa, Chordata, Mammalia, Carnivora, Otariidae.
CGAACUUCUUGCCCGGUCUUUCUACCAGGGAAAUGCAUGUGGUGGUGGUGGCAACAGCCUUGAUACUGUUCCUAAGCAUGGGGCGGACCUCAGACUCUCUCUGCUCACCCACCAUUUUUUACAGAGACUGUUGGAUCCGUCGCUUCCCAGGGCUUCUGAUUGACCUGGAGGAGUCUCAGAAGCUGGGAGCUCAGUUCCUGAAGUAUUAUUCUGAAAGCACCGGCCAGAAAUGCAGCAGGAGCUGCUGCCUUAGGAAGGAUGUUUCCUGUAACGUGGCUGUCUUCUACCAUGAUCCUAUUCAUGACAAUGUCAACUGCCUCCAUAUUCACUGCCCCACGCUGGAGAGCUGCAUAUUAGAGCCCGGAACCAGUGCCAUUUUAUACAACAUAACAGAAGGUAUAGAUCCAGAUUUGCUGAUUUUUGAACAAUCACCUCCCACAUAUCUAAAUACCCGUUCUUCAUCUAACACAUGGGACAGACUAAGGAUUUUAAAAACUACACAUUUAGAUAAACAACAAACUACUGUGAUAAACCAAAUGCUACCAUCAACAGAGGCACCAUCAUCAACCCCACAUCAAGAUUUGUUUGUCAACACAAACAAUACCAGGUAUUCCAAGGAAUUAACCACAGAUUCCUGGGCAAGACUCGUUUCCCUGAAUGACUCCAUUACCACAGAGUUAAAUAUGGUGUCACACAGCACUGAUUUCAUCAAUAACCCAGAUAACAAGACUAUUUCUCCUUUCUUUGUUCCCAUAGACACAAAACUUUUUCAUAGGCCUAUUCCAUCCCAAGUCAACAGUAGCAAGCAAUUACUAAACAAAACCAAGGGGUCCAACAGCAGAAACCACACAUGUGAGAAUGAAGACAUGACACCUGAAUGGGCAUCUGUGACUUCAAAGAUGUGGCUGGCUCCAGUGGCCCUCUGUACCUCUGUCAUCUUUCUUUGCUGUUGUAUAAUCAUCCUGGUGUCUGGAUGCUGUAGAAAGCAGCAGGGCCAGUAUAAGCCAGGACAGAGAAAGUCAGGAUCCAGGCAUAUUAAAAAAUUUAACACUCUAAAGGAGAACUCUUAAUAGUAAAAGUUACAGGGAGAUGGUAAGCUUUCAAGAGUAUCAUUUUUAGUUUUCUGUAAGACAAGGACUCUUUGGUUAAAAAAAAAUAAUUGCACAGGAUGCUCACUCCUACCAAUCUUUAAAAAAGGCCAAAUGCUUGAUAAACUUAAGUGCUUUUUUGGAUUAUUUCUGUUUUUUGAACAGUGUACCCUUUGCCAAAUUUCCAAAAUUCUGACCCCUGCAGUUAUUUAGCACUGCAUGAGAGAUAUGCUUCUAAGUGCUGUACAUGUAUUCACUCAUGGAUAUAAUUUUAUGAAUUAGGUAUACUUUUAUUGUACAGAUGAGGAAAAUGAGGAGAGGCUAAAUAUCUUCCCUAAAAUCACACAGCUAAUAAGUAGUGAAGGCAGGACUUAAUAGGUAAUCUGGUUCAAAAGUUCAUGCUUGAAAUCAGUUAGAUUAAAAGCUUUCAUUUUCCCAAAAAGCAUGGAAAAAAGAUACAGAGAGGAAAACACCAUUACAUCAUAUUUAUCUCCUGUCAAGGUCAAAUUAUUGUCAUGUAUGUUAAUAAAAUCUUCUGGUGGUUUGGACAGAAGAGCAAUAUUAUUACAGUUACUAACCCAUGUGCAAACGCUGCCUUUUUUUUAUACAGUUUUAAUGUUCAAUUGAUUAAUUCCUUUUAAUCCGAAACCAUCUUCAUUUUUUUAAAGCUGACAUGGCUUUA